AUGCCAGACUUCCGUGGUCUCUUUACCUUUGCCAGGGUCAUUACCUGCAGCUGCUUCAGUAGUCGCAAACCCUCCAAAACCCAAACCUAUCAGGUGGACAACGUUCGAGCUCCCCCUGGAGAAGAAGAGAAAGAUUGGUCUACGGAGAAUCAUUACUAUGGUAUUUCCCAAUCCUCUCGUGGUGUGCUCCCUAAUCCUGACAAGUUUGAGAUCGUCGACGAACAUGAUGAAUCUACUGCAGCUGGACCUGCAGUGAAGAAGGACUAG
Messenger RNA from Fusarium poae, 267 nucleotides. RefSeq lists its product as uncharacterized. The record is from RefSeq and is a predicted model, not a curated record. Lineage: Eukaryota; Fungi; Ascomycota; Sordariomycetes; Hypocreales; Nectriaceae. The coding region runs from base 1 to 267 and encodes 88 amino acids. The transcript has a single exon.